AUGGACCGAAUGCGCAGCACACUUUUCUGCUUGGUGCUUCCGGGCGACUCGGCCUCUGCGCGGCGAACGAGUGAGAUAUUCAUGUCCGGCUGCAUCCCGGUGUUUUUGGGGCCGCCCUACGGCGCGAUGCCCCUCGCCGACGGGGGAAUCGACUACCGCGCCUCCUCCCUGUUCUUCAACGUCACUGAGUACAGGGGAUGGCUUGAUGACAACAUGGUGUGGGAGAUCGGCGACGAGCGGCCCUUCCACGUCAGCAACCCCUGGGUCUGGAUACCCGACACCCCCGUCAAUGACAUAAUGGUGACCAUACAGACGGUGGAUGAGCUAAUGGACCACCUCCGCACCAUCCCCAAGGAGGUUCUCGACAAGAAGCUGGAGGCAGUGGUUGCCGAGCGGGAGAAGUUCUCAUUCCAGCCGUACAUUACGGCGCCGCCGAGUGCUAUAAAUAUCAUCCUGUCCAAGAUGUGCACCAUGGGGCAUUGGACGGCGCCCGUCGCUUGA
Coccomyxa subellipsoidea C-169 is the source of this 501-nucleotide messenger RNA. RefSeq lists its product as hypothetical. The record is from RefSeq and is a predicted model, not a curated record. The transcript has 2 exons. The coding region runs from base 1 to 501 and encodes 166 amino acids. Lineage: Eukaryota; Viridiplantae; Chlorophyta; Trebouxiophyceae; Coccomyxaceae.